UACUGAGGAAAUGCCUCCAGAAGAUUCUGGUGUUACAAAGUCUUUCUCCACAAUUGAAGAUUUGGAACAGAGUGAGGCAGAUAUGUCCAGCAAGGAAAGGACACGCAAGUACAGGGAAAGACUGAAUGCAGACCCUGUGACGAGAGAGGAUAUCCUCAGGGAAAGAAGAAAAAAGUAUGAAGAGAAGAAACAAAAAGGAAAAAAUGACCCUCGCAGUGUCAAAUCACUUCCUCCUUCUAAGCAAGACACAUUGAGGGAGAAAUGGAGAAAUGCACAAAGGAUACACAGAAAAAGAAAACAUGAGCUUGAUGCUGUAAUGAACUUGACCCCUCCAUCUCUUGAGGUUUCACUAAAUGAAGAUGACAUUGCACCACCAAUAAACAGCUCCACACCUCCAGAGCCUUCUGUCUCUUCACAUCCCUCCACCACUCCUCCUGCAAAGCCCCCUUUGAUGGAAAGUGCUCUAUAAAUUAAAAUUAUUAUUUCUAUUAUUACAAAACAAAUUUUAAAUGUCAUGAUUGAUGUGAUUAAUGUAUAAAUUUGACAUUCUAAUUAACUGUUUGCUACAAAGGUGUCACUGUCAUUCAUAGCUCAGUGUUGUUCUGUUAAUUCAUUCAUACACACUAUUUUUUAUGUUCAUUCAUGAUUGAUGUGAUUAAUGUAUGAAUUUUACAUUAUUAUUGAACCAUUAUUUGGAAUUCAUAU
Cololabis saira (Pacific saury) is the source of this 705-nucleotide messenger RNA. Its product is annotated as cyclin-dependent kinase 12-like. NCBI's taxonomy places the organism in Eukaryota, Metazoa, Chordata, Actinopteri, Beloniformes, Belonidae. The transcript is spliced from 3 exons. Bases 11 to 469 code for a protein of 152 amino acids. The record is from RefSeq and is a predicted model, not a curated record.